Molecule: messenger RNA, 1050 nt
Organism: Quercus robur (English oak)
Lineage: Eukaryota; Viridiplantae; Streptophyta; Magnoliopsida; Fagales; Fagaceae
Exons: 2
Coding region: 1-1050 (349 amino acids)
Source: RefSeq, a predicted model, not a curated record
AUGCCUGAUGAACAUCCCUCCAAAUGUCCAAAACUUCAAUUUGAAGAGAUAUAUCGUGAUCCAGGUUCACGUAAACAAAUAUGUGAAUUUCCUAUCAACAAACAAGAUGAAAUCCGAGGAGCUUAUAUCGAAAAAGGUCCAUAUCAACCUAAAAAUAUAGACUAUCCAUACAAUGAUGAUACUCAUCAUCGUCGAUUUCAACCUUCAUGGUUUAAUUCACAUGAGGAUUGGUUGGAAUAUUCAUCUUCAACGGAUGCGAUAUAUUGUCUACCUUGCUACCUUUUUAGUAAGAAACCAAUAGGUCGUCCCGGAUCAGAUGCAUUCAUUUCAACAGGUUUUAAUAAUUGGAAAAAGGUGAAAGAUGGAAUGAAUUGUCCUUUAAUUCGUCAUGUUGGGAAAGAACCAAACUCCCCACAUAAAAUUGUUGUGAAAUGCUGCGAGGAUUUAAAGAAUUAUUCACGACAUAUUGACAAACUAAUUGAGAAACAAACGUCAAAAGAAUUAGAGAAUAAUCGGUUGCGGCUCAAAACCUUAGUAGAGUGUGCUCGAUGGCUAGCAUUCCAAGCUUGUGCUUUUAGAGGUCAUGAUGAAAGCCUUGAUUCAAAAAAUAGGGGUAAUUUUAUUGAAUUGAUAAAAUUCACAUCAACUUUCAAUAACAAAGUAGCUAGUGUUGUUUUGGAAAAUGCUCCAGGAAAUGCCAAAUAUACAUCACCCACAAUUCAAAAGGAGAUUUUGCAUAUUCUUGCUAGUAAUGUGCGAAAUGCUAUUCGUGAAGAAAUUGGGGAUGCAAAAUUUUGCAUUCUUGUUGAUGAAGCCCGGGAUGAGUCGAAGAGAAAGCAAAUGGCCAUCAUUUUGAGGUUGCAAUUAGCUCUAGUUAUAGCAUGUAGAGAAGUAAAAUAUGUUCAUCAAUUCUUUGAUCAUUUGGUUAAUAUUAUCAAUAUUGUUGUUGGUUCUAGUAAGCGUAAUGAUGAAUUGCAACAUGCUCAAGCAGAACAAGUUGAGAAUAUGAUUGCUUCUAAUGAAAUUGAGAUUGGAAGAGGUGCAAACUAG